AGCAAGGAGCGUGCGUAUUCGCGCAAAUUUAUCAACUUUUCAAAAGAGAAGAAAGGCAAGUCCACUAACUAACAGAAGACACAUAUAAACAACAACUAUGUCGACAGACGGGUCCCCCCCGACAAAGAUGCAAAAGACAGACGGACCAAUAGAGGUAUCUGAAGGUGAUCAGAGUCAGGAUUUUGAUGCAGAUACACAAAAGGCUUUGGAAGAUAUAGACGCUUGUCAAAAUGAUAUUGACGUUCUAAAUGAGAAAGCAAGUGAGGAAAUACUGAAAGUUGAGCAGAAGUACAACAAAUUGCGGAAACCUCAUUUUGAUCAACGGAAUGAACUUAUCAAAAAGAUUCCAAACUUUUGGGUCACUGCUUUUGUCAACCAUCCACAGAUUUCUGCCAUCCUUGAUGAAGAAGAGGAGGAGUGCUUACACUACCUCAAUAUGGUUGAAGUCGAAGAAUUUGAAGAUAUCAAAUCAGGAUACAGGAUAAAUUUCACAUUUUCCUCCAAUCCUUAUUUUAACAACAGUACAUUGUCCAAAGAAUUUCACCUAGCUACAACAGGUGACCCAGCAUCAAAAUCAACAAAGGUCGAGUGGAAGGACAACAUGGACCUGACGAAACGGGCACAGGCACAGAUGCCCAACAGGAAACGGAGGCAUGGAUUCUCACGGACAUUUUUCCAUUGGUUCCAGGACAACACUGACCCAUCAGCAGACGACAUUGCAGAGGUGAUAAAGGAUGACAUGUGGCCCAACCCACUCCAGUAUUACCUGGCACCAGACAUUGAAGUGGGAGAGAAUGGAGUAGGUGAUCAUGAUGAUGAAAACGAAGAUUCUGUGGUAGUAUUGGGAGAUGACGAUGAUGAUGAUGAUGAGUUAGAUGAUGAUGAAGAAGUAUAUCAAAUUGAUGAUGAUGACGAUGAUGAUGAAUUAGAUGAAACAAAUGGCUUAGGAGAAACGAUAGAUUCUGUGGAGGAUGAUGAGGAAGACGAUGAUGACGAUGUGGAGGUGCUAGGGGAAGAUGACGAAGAUGACGAUGAUGUAGAAGCUGUAGAACCCGAUGAAGGAGAAACGAAAGGAGAGUGAUAUAGUUGUUGCCAUAGAAACACCACAGUGCUACACACUAAGGGAUGUGAGAAGGACUUGUAUUGACAGUCAGAUCACAAAUCACGACGGCAUACAGGCCUCUAUUGGCAGGAGGGGUGGGGGUAGGGAAUUUCAUCUCUAUAUAGGCAUCAUGAAGAAGGAAUAUCAACUCCGGACAGCUAAUUUUCAUUGACUGAAAAAUUAAUUUCUUCGUACCUGCUGUAAAUCUGUUGCUUUUCUUGUGCCCUAUAUAUGCAUUAAAUAACUGGUCUUACAUUGCAUGCUUUGUUUACUUCUUGCUUUCUUUAGCAUCGUUUUAAAUUUCUUUUUUUGUAAAGUUAGGUGGACAAUAUAAUAUAUUCUUGUUAAAAUUAUUGUAAUUGUAGCUGAACGAUUUGGUGGGUCGCUUAUACAAUGACUAAAUCUAACAUUUUGCUGUAAAUACUGCCAUAUAGCUUAAGUUCAUUGUGUAGUUUUCUUGUCAAGGAUUUUUUUGUACUUUUUAUAUGUACAAUAUUUUCUAUUUUAAUUUUUCCUUUAAAAGUAGGGCCAAUUUUUGAGUGAUUGGAACAGUGUACCUAUAUCCUAUAAACACAUUUUGCUGAAAACUCCGACAGAAUUGAAGACAUACCUUGACCAAAGUAUGUACCUAAAGACACCAUAACUUUGAAGAAAUGUCCUAAAAUGUCAGUCCUUAAAAUUACGACAAUAUUCAUUUUUAACAAACACUAAUUCAGUAUGGUUUUCAUCAAGAAAUAGUGAAAUUUUUGAAGAACAAAAAUUGUUCUUAAAGAAUGGUUAAAAUCUCUCACAAUAAGAGUUCUAAAACUAUUUCAUAACAUGGUAAUUUAUGAGGAAAGUUGAUGAGUCAAAAUGAACAUAAAAUGAGAGGUGUAAAAUGACCUUGCAUCUGUUAAUUCAGACUUUCCAGAUGAAUCCAAACAUCUUGUAGUAGUCAAGGUAAUUGCCCGUCUCAAUAGGGUCAAACUGUUCCGUCCACUUCAUAAAGCAAACAUUUCUAAGAAACAUGACAACAAUGACAUUACAUGGUUGCUAUCAAAACAAUAAUUUAACGGGCAAUAUGUAUGAAUUUAACAUUAUCUUAUGUGUUUCUAAGAUCUUAUACAGAUAUGUUAUAAAAGGUAACCCAGGAUUUGUGAAUUUAUUGAAAGUCUAGUUUUAGUCCAUACCAGAUAUCAAAGUCUGUCUUGGGGAAAAUUGUAUAUACAUGUUAACAAGUGGAUGAAGAUUACAGCCCCAAAUUUAUAUUUAGUAUUGGCUCAAGAGGUAUUUUGAUAAGAUGUCUAAAUCUCCCCUAAAAACUAUCGACAGCUAUGCUCUUUGAUAUUGCUACAGCACUUAUCUCAAAGAUCAAAUCAAAUAUAUUGGUUUGUGUUUUUGGUCAUCUCUGAUUGCAAAAAUGUGAAAAACAAGUGCUACAGAGAAACUACAUUUUCAGGUUUGAGAGUAAUGUAAUUUUUAUGUUCUUUUUAUAUAUUCACAACAUAAACACCCAAAUCGUCAUAGAUUAUAAAAAGUUCAUGUUUAACUCAUUUACCCCUGAAGACACAUUUGAACUCUUCCAAUUCAAAGGUUGGAAUAGUUCAUUAUGAAAACAGGGGUGAAUGAGUUAACUUCAUCAGCACAAAAGGUGAUAUUAUCUUUGUCAUGUGCCAUUUAUCGUAUUCAGAUUUCAUUAAUAUUGGGACGACAGCCGACAUUUGGUUUUUGAUAUACUUGUUUUUUGUCCAACCAUCAUGUUAUAAAACCCAUCAAGAGAGCAUUAAGCCAAGCCCAUUUCCCUAGGAUUGGUAUCUUGUAAAUUGUAAGCACAUUUUUUUGUUCCAAUUUGUUUGUCAUUGAUAAGAUUUGAUUCUUCCUUAUAUAAAACUGUCGGAAUGGGACGACUCCCAAGAUAUUCCAAAAUCAUCCAUACUUCAAACUGUUUUGUUAAUCUCUGAAAAUGCCCAUUAUUUUUUUCACUAAUUGUUUUAUAAAGUACCUCAUUAUUUAUCAAAUUCUUUUUAAUCUGGAAAAAAUGAAUUAUCUGAGGUUUCCCAUUCUGACAGACAGUAGGUAUUUCUUAACAUCAUUUUGUGGUUUUAUAUUAAAACCAGACAUCAGAAUUCAACAAUCAACUGUUAUUAAGGACAUUUAGUUCUGCAGGAGUAAAUGGAAAAUCUUUCUGCCAUAUUAUGGGGCCCAUCCCAGCAACAACUAUUAGGGAACCCUAUUUGUUUUCUCUUCCCCAUUUAUACAUUAUACUUGUAAAUAAGGCACUAUAUAUGUGGUGAACAUUAUAUUGUUUGUAAAAAUUAAUGUAAUUUUAAACCAUUGAAUUUGUUAAUAUGAAAAAUUAUAUACAUAGAAAAUGUCGUGUGAAUAUAACUAUGUAGUUAAAGAUACUUGGACCAAUGUAGUGUUAUGGUGCAUGGUAAAGCUUGACCGGUAUCUCCAUCAUCUCACUGAUCAUGACCUCCGCUUAUUUCAGUCGUUAAUGAGUUUUGAUGAUUUACCAAGUUCUGUAGAAAGUUGUCUCUACUGGAACAAACUGGUAAUUAAAUGUAUACAUAAAAAAUACACAUAUCUAAUUGCUGUUGUCAUUGUGAUUGAUUUUUAUUUUCAAAGACAAUUUUCACUAAAGGACCAUCCAUCAACCAAACCAUGGAACAUUUUUAAAGAUCUUCAGAUUAUGUUAAAUGAGGAUUAAUUUAGUUUAAAAACUUUAAAACUUCAAACUUUUCAAAGUUUUAUGCUGUCAAUAAAUGGUGAUCCUUUUGAGUUUUUGAAUAUUCACAUUCUAUCGUAAGAUUUAAAAAUUAAGAAAUCAUCAUUCAUGUAAACCUUGAAUCAUUGCACAAAACCUGUACUUGCAUUUUGUAGGGUUCAAAAUUAUCAGCUAGAAGAUACCAAAAACAAGAGAAAAAAUCUCAUUAUUCAGAUGAUGUCAAAUUCAAAUUUUAAUAAUGAGUUCUGUUUUUUUAACCAUUAAAACACAGCAGUUUUUUGAAGUCUCGUACAAAAUGUUGGUGAUUAAAUUCCUUUAUUUACCCAAUGAUACUGGUUAAGCCUGAUCAUGUGUCCUAGCCUUGUGGCCUACUGGGAUGAAUAGAACUUCUUUCUUCCUUGUGUUUUAAUUAGAAAAUUACCAUUUUAAAGUUUGAAGAGGUAAUUCAUUAUAUCACAAACAGGACUGCUUAGGUAAACAAAUUAUUUUCAAAAUGAAAAAUUUAUUUCAAACCCAAAUCAAUUAAAUUCAAUUUUCAUCUCGGGUUGGCAUUCAUUUUAAUUGUUCACCUGAAAACUAGGUUCAAAUUGGUUCUUUCCAAAUCAUUUCUUCAUUGAAUGGGAAGGACUCGGCAUGAUUGAGAAGAGUUCUCUUUUCCUGUCUAGGAUUUUAAAGGGCUGAAAGGUUUUCUACAGAGUGUCUUGUGAUCUCUCAAUGUUCUGCAUUUCAAAAAACACCUGAAGUGCUAGGUUAUACUUAGUCAUUGUUUCAUUAUUGAUGGAAGAUCUCGACAACAUUAAAAGGAUGAUAAAGAAGUUGA
This is a messenger RNA of Mizuhopecten yessoensis (Yesso scallop), 4629 nucleotides long. RefSeq names its product protein SET-like. Gene Ontology annotation, molecular function: histone binding; chromatin binding. The transcript has 8 exons. Lineage: Eukaryota; Metazoa; Mollusca; Bivalvia; Pectinida; Pectinidae. The record is from RefSeq and is a predicted model, not a curated record. Gene Ontology annotation, biological process: nucleosome assembly. The coding region runs from base 98 to 1081 and encodes 327 amino acids. Gene Ontology annotation, cellular component: chromatin; nucleus.